AAAAGUCCAGUGUUUGUGUUUUGAUUGUCAAUGAAAAACAUACCGAAAUGAUUUUAUCAUAAAAAUUCACAAUUAAAUCACUUUUUGUGUAUCCUGGACAAUGGUGGAAGUGUGGAAGAAGGAUAUGACAACGUCCUUUGAGAAAAUAUGUAGAGUGUGCUUGGAGGAAUCCACAGAUUUGCUAUCAAUCUACUCGAGAUACUGCAUUGCAAUUGAAAAUCCCAGCAAUGAAGAUUCUCCCACAAUUAUGGAUAUGUUGAAUUCACUCGUCAAGCUCAACCGAAGCCUCAGUCUUCCCAAUAAUGUCUGCAUUUCCUGUGUUCAUGAGCUCACGAGGGCAUUUUGCUUCAAAGAAAAGUGCGAGAAGAAUGAAAUAGCCCUGAUAGCAUGCCUCAAUCAGGCAACAGAAGAAGAGGAAGAGAAAAAAGACAGUCUCCUUGGACAGCAAAUGCCUGAACCACAAACUCUCGAAGAACUUAGCAAUUACUUGAAAAUUGAAUCUUCCGGCUAUGAAAAUAGUCAAACCUAUGAGACGAGUAACGAGAUCAAAGAUACCUCCAGUGAGCAGCAUUUUGUGAUUGAGGAGACAUGCGAUGUCAAAGAGGAUUCAAUGGUUGAAAGUCAAUCAUUUACCCCUUUGAAGGAGACACAGCCGGCAGGCUCGAGUCUGGGUAUAAAAUCUGAAUUUAGCUGUGCAAAAUGUGGCUCAUACUUUGCCCGACGAAAGUCUCUGAUGAGACAUCAAAAGACCAACAAGUGCCAGGAGAUCUCUUUUCAGUGUAACAUUUGCAAUCGGGUUUUUGUGCGAAAGAGAAAUCUUGUUCAGCACAUGGGUACUCACAGUACCAAAGAUAAGCCCUUCAAGUGUCCAGACUGCCCAAAAUUAUUCUCCACAGAAGACCAACUCACCUCCCAUGCAACAACUCAUAAAGGCCUGAAGAAGCAUCAAUGCAGAGAAUGUGGAAAAUGUUUCAACAUGAUCUCCUCCCUUAAGGACCAUCUGAGGAUACACAGUGGAGAACGUCCUUUUCUCUGCUCGAUUUGUGGCAAGGGAUUCAGCCAAUCGACCAAUUUGAAACAGCACACAAUGAGGCACAAUAAAUUCAAGCCCUACAAGUGCGUAACGUGUGAGAAAACCUUCGUGAGCAAAGGAGAAUUGGAUGCUCACAUGAGGAAACACUCAGGGGAACAUCCCUUCGUAUGCGACACAUGUGGAUCGGGAUUUACAACUUCCAGCUCUUUGGUGAAACACAAAAGAAUCCAUACUGGUGAACGCCCUUAUGCUUGUGACUUCUGUCCAAUGCGAUUUACAGCAUUGGGAACCCUAAAAAAUCAUCGAAGGACUCACACAGGAGAAAAGCCUUACGAAUGCAAAUUCUGUGAACGUUCUUUUGCCCAGAAGAGUGAUAUGGUAUCCCAUACAAGAACUCAUACAGGUGAACGUCCCUAUGUAUGCAGAGUUUGUGGAACAUCUUUUCUGCAAUCCAGCACACUUAAGACUCACAUGAAGACGCACCAGAACACACAACAGAAUCUCUCCAGCAAUAUUGCUGUAUCUGUAGCCAGUACAGAAAAACGCGGAAAAAUGGGCAAAACCAAAAGCCAGGAGAAGAAAAAGAGACCUCCAACAAGAAAAGAACUCCGGAAACAAAAGAGACAGCAAAAGAAGCGGGUAAAGCAUGAAUUCUUUUCCAAGAAGAAAAAACUGCCUGAAUUGAGAGGCGAGAAGAAGGUUAGCAGGAAGAGAGCCCCUCAAGCCGAACCUGACAUGUCAGAUGAAGAGAUUCCCUCAGACGAUGAGAUUGUGUCAGCCCCAGAGCCUAGUUCUACUGGUGAGAAGCCCACUAUUAUUGAGAAUCCUAUGGAUCGAUUUAUAAAAGCUGCAGAAAAGAAGAAUAAACUUGUGAAGGAGAUUACUAGUGGAUCCAGGAAGAGGAGAAUUGAACAGCUGAAGGCAGAAAAUGAGAAAGAAGAUCGCCUAAUUCGUCAAUUAGAAAAAAAGCUGAAGAUUGAUAAAAAGAAGAGCGACAGAACUGUGCCAAAAUGCUUCGAUGAUGGAUUUGACUAUAUUCUGGAACUCUGUCUUCCGGAAAAUAUUGACAAAAUGUAUAAGGCUGCCAAGGAAGCAGAUGAUCUCGAUGAUGAAAAUACCAGUUCACUUACUAAUGGGAAAAAUAUGAAAAAGUCAAAAAAGGAAGUGUCCGAAGACGUGAAAGAAAGUCGUUUGAAGGAAGCAGAGAAGAAAUACUUCGGAAGCGACAGUGAACUUGAAUCGAGAGAUUCAGAGAGUUCAGAGGGGGAGGAUCCGGAGGGUAAUGAAUAUUCAGAUAGUGACUCAGAUUCAGAAGAUGACCAAGAGUCUCACAAAUACGUUCGAGCCCCAAAAUAUGAAUCUGAUGAGUCAGAAAAUGAAGGCUCGGAUGCUGAGGAUUCAGUUGCCGACGGUGAAUCUGAGAGUGAUAAGGAAGAAGCUCCAGAAGAUAGCGUAGGAGCAUCUGAAGAAGAGGAAAACUGCGAGGACAUCUAUGGCCGGAAGAGAAAUCGGGAGGGAAAAGUCGUAACUGAAACGCCUACAAAUGGAAAAUACAUCCCACCGCAGUUACGAGCCAAAAAAUCCAGUGAUUUGUCUGAAAGUCCUGAGAAGCAAGAAAAGCUCCAGAGACUUCAGAAGCAACUAAAAGGAUGGCUCAAUCGUCUAACUGAGACAAAUCUGCAGAAAAUAGCCAAGGACACUGAAGAUCUCUAUAUGAAAAAUUCUCGUCACGAUAUGAAUCACACUAUCUGUUCCCUAAUCCUCGAGUCUAUCAUCACACCAAUUGCUGCUGCUGAACGAAUGAUCCUCGAACACUCUCUAUUCAUUGCUGUUCUGCAUGCCAAUGUUGGAAGUGAGGUUGGUGCCCAUUUCCUGGAAGCUCUCGUCGAGAGAUUCGAUACGAAACUCAAUCAAAUUGAAUCUUACGAUGUAGAGAACAAGGAACUGGACAAUGUAGUUGUAUUCCUCUGUCACCUGUACACUUUUCGGAUAUGUCAGCAUGGCCUCAUCUUGGAACUGCUAAAGAGACUAAGCAUUCAACUGAGUGAAAAGUGUGUUGAGUGUAUUCUUGUGAUAUUCCGCGCUGUAGGAUUUGCCCUGAGAAAAGAUGAUCCUGCAGCUCUGAAGGAUUUCAUUGGAGAAAUACGCGAGAAAGCAGACACCCUUCCGGAUGCACUAAAAGACAACACAAGAAUGAAGUUCAUGCUGGAUAUUUUGGUAGCUGUGAAGAAUAACAAUAUGCUCAAGAUUCCUAACUAUGAUCCCAGCCUGGCUGAGCACUUACGAAAGGUUCUCAAGGGAAUUCUGAAGAAUGGCAAAUACGUUACAACACUCAAUAUCACCUUGGAUGAUCUCUUGAAUACGGAUCAGAGGGGAAAAUGGUGGAUUGUGGGUUCAGCCUGGACUGGAAGGCAAUCUGAGGAUCAAGGGACUUCCAACAGGAAAAAGGUCCAACAAUUCAGCGACGAAGUGUUAGAGCUUGCCAAUACACACAGAAUGAAUACAGAGGACAAAAGGAAUGUUUUCUGCACCCUCAUGACAGCCACCGAUCAGACUGAUGCCUUCAAUCAACUUAUAGAACUUUCCAUUAAGGAUCUCCGGGUGAUUGCAUCAAUUCUCAUCUAUUCGUGCAUCUGUGAGUCAGUGUACAAUGCAUUCUAUGCCGUUGUGGCUGAGAAAUUAUGCUUUUUUGACCGGAAAUAUCGACUGGCCAUUCAAUUUGCCGCUUGGGAUAAAAUUAAGAUUCUGGGUAAACAUACCGAUGCUCAGAUUGAGAACUUUUCGAGAUUCAUUGCUCAUCUGAUUGAGGAAGGAGCUCAGCCUCUUUCAAUCCUCAAAGUCAUUGAUUAUGGUGAGAUUGAGAGGCCAACUGUGAAAUUUGUUAGGAGAAUCCUGCUAUCUAUUCUCUUGAAAGAUGAUUACACGUGCAAAAAGGUAUUUGAUAAAAUUUCCCCAAGUGCUCAAUUGAAUCAAUUCAAAACCAAUUUGAAGCUCUUCCUGAAUCAUUUCCUGCUAAAGAAAGCCAACAAAUUGGACUUACCUGAGGACCAACUGGAGAUGGUAAAGAAGAGGAUUGCAAUUGCUGAGGAUUCUCUGUCAGCAGGCUCAAGGAUGCCCAUGGAGGUGUCAGAGGUGUUGGAUUCUGAAGGAAUGAGUGAUUCUCAGGGAAAAAACCAGAUAUAUUCUUUACAAGACACGUGCAGAUGCUGCCUGGCACAGUUAGAUCUCAAUGGAAUCGGCAUUGAGGGUGAAUAUGUCCAAGAAGCAUCUCAGGAAAAGAUCAUCCAGCAAUUUCAGUAUCUUCAAUUGAAGAUUGGGCUGGAUGAUGGAAAGCCUCAGCGAAUUUGUGGUGGUUGUUUCAGUAAUGUAAAAACUGUAUCUUCCUUCCGGACACUCUGCCAGAGGUCCCAAGAAGUCCUCGAAAAGCAUUUCUUAAAUGGUGCAGAAAGCACAUGUGGAGAAAUCUCAGAUGAGAUUGCAGAAGAAAAAGAACACGAGGAAGAGAUUUUAAUCACAAAGCUCAAAGAAGAACCUGCGUUAACUGCAAUAGAUGAAAGAGUGGAGGAGAUCAAAGACUGUGACGACAGGACUGAUUGUGCGGAAGGGGAGAGCAAAGAAAAGGCAGGAGCAGGCUGGCAAUGGCUCACAGAUGAGAUUCCCGAACUUCAGGACGACAAUGCUGUGGGCCAAAGUGCAGCAGAUGAGAAAACAGAAUUUACUUGCAACGUCUGCUCAAAGUCCUUCUCAGAAGAGUUGUUGCUCCUGGAACAUGUUAUGGAUCAUCCGACUAAAAUAGAUCAUCUCAUAACGAGAUAUGUCGUGUGCCAUCUUUGCAAUGCGGAAUUUAAAGGAAAAGGGGAGCUCAAACUUCACAUGCGCACCCAACAUCCCAAAGAUCCCAAAGACAAACACCACGCUUGUCCAAUAUGCCAGAAAACUUUCCAAAGUAUCUCAAAUCGUAAUACCCACAUCCAGUCUCACAAUGAGAACAACAGUUUCAAGUGUUCAAUUUGCGGUCAAGGCUUCAAGAGCAAAGUGUACAUGAAUAAGCACAAGAAGUCCGUUCACGAGGUCACUGAACAUGAGUGUCCGCACUGCCUGGCCAAAUUUACCAACAAAGUCAAAUUUGAGUAUCACCUAAAGUCUCAUGAUCCAAAUAAGAAGCACAAAUGUCGCUACUGCGAAAAGUCCUUCAUCCAGCACCAUCAUCUUGUCAAUCAUGAGCGCACUCACACCGGAGAUCGACCGUUCCUCUGUAAUUACUGUGGGAAACAUUUCAAACAGGAAUGCAACUUCAAGCUCCACCUUCGCUAUCACACUGGAGUCAGACCAUACGUUUGCAACAUUUGUGGAAAAGAUUUUGUACAAAGGGGCUCGUUCGUGAUGCACAUGAAGCAACAUUCUGGCGUUAAAGAAUGGCAGUGCGAGCAUUGUGGGAAGCAUUUCAUACAGAAAUCCAGCCUAACUGUUCAUCUAAGAACUCACACUGGAGAGCGCCCCUUUAAGUGCGACUCGUGCGAUCGUUCAUUUAUUCAAGCACAGCAACUCAAGUACCACAAAUAUUCAGCCCACGGAGGACCUCCUAUAGGAAAGGCUCGUGACUCAUCGUCGGGAAGUCAGGAGCCACGGCCUCAUCCCUAUAUUUGUCAGCUGUGCAACAAAGGUUUCAAACUCCCAUCGUCCCUUUCAAGUCACCUCAAAGUCCACACAGAAGUGCGCAAGCAUCCAUGUCCACAGUGUGGAAAUUCCUUCAAACGUGCCGAACAUUUGAGGAUCCACAUAAAUGGUGUUCAUCUGAAGCAACGGCCCUACGACUGUCCGCUGUGUAGCAAGACUUUUGCUCAAUCUGGCGACCGGAAUAUCCAUAUGCGUCGUCAUACUGGGGAAAAGCCCCAUACUUGCUCUGUGUGCAACAAGAGCUUCAGACUACUCAAGGCAAUGCGAGCCCAUGCAAGAAUUCACACCGGGGAGAAACCCUACACAUGUGAAACUUGCAAAGUCGAUUUUAUGACCUACACAGCACUGGCCACGCAUACCAUUAAACAUGAAGAUGGGACAUUGCCUGAUCCCAAGGGACAAAUUCAAUCCGAACAAAAUCAACUUACAUAGACUUAGAAUUUAACAAAAAAAAAAAAAACAUAAAUGUAAUAGUGAAAAAGAAAAACAAAAAUAGUUUUGGUGAAUUAA
Phlebotomus papatasi is the source of this 6220-nucleotide messenger RNA. RefSeq lists its product as uncharacterized. The transcript has 17 exons. The record is from RefSeq and is a predicted model, not a curated record. NCBI's taxonomy places the organism in Eukaryota, Metazoa, Arthropoda, Insecta, Diptera, Psychodidae. Gene Ontology annotation, cellular component: nucleus. The coding region runs from base 101 to 6142 and encodes 2013 amino acids. Gene Ontology annotation, molecular function: zinc ion binding; RNA binding; protein binding.